UGCGCUGUUUAAUUUGAAUUUGUGUUUGUAAAUCAAUUAGUGAGUAAAAAGUGUUUUGCUUUCGUAUUUGCAAGGCCCCUGCACAUACAUACAUACACAUACAUACAUAGCGUUGAACUAAACCUGCUCCCGGUAAACAAAAGCAAAAUGAAAACAAACGUCGCCGCUGCUGGCUACGCCAUUCGAACAACCAACGCGCAGCAGAGCACUCGAAUAUUCACAUCCACCCCAACAAAUAGUCGUCAGCGCACGGAAAUUACUUCGCCACUUUUCUAUAACAGCGUAGGUGCAGUCGAGGCGGCUGACAAGGGCGGUGGCGUGGGCGUGACACUGGCAACCUUCGACCCACGGCUGAAGAAAGCGGCCCUACUUCUGGGCAUACUCAUCAUUGGAUACAAGAGCGUCAUUCUAAGCAUGCCGUACAUCAACGCAGGCAGCGUUCAACAGUUGACGGGCUAUGUGCAGGGUCAAUGGAGCGAGGCCUUGGAAUGGACUGAGAGCCACCAACUGGUCUGCAAGCUGAGCCCACUGUUGUGUGGCCUCAUUGUGGCCACAUUCGCCUACGGGAUGGUCUACUUGGACAGCGUAGUGCCGGGCGUGACGCCUCCCUCGCCCUUCUCGCCAAUUUCGAAACAGCGUUUCCGGCAGCAAAAGAGUGCGUCACUGCACUUGGGCUAUCUGUGCGCUCUAUUCUCUGGAUUGCUGGUGACGAUCUUUAUCUACUUUGAUCUUUAUGAUUAAAAUCAGAGCAAAGCCCUCUCCUCCUUCCAUUAAGAAAAUCAAUUAACAGUAUUAGAUGUAACUUUAUUUCUUUUGUAUUUCCUGUGGAAUCUGUAUUUUUAUUUAUUUUAUAUGUUCGUAACUGAAGUGUAAAUGUGUAAGGCUCUCGAGGAGUCAGCCAAGUGAA
Drosophila subobscura is the source of this 907-nucleotide messenger RNA. RefSeq lists its product as uncharacterized. The transcript is spliced from 3 exons. The record is from RefSeq and is a predicted model, not a curated record. Bases 148 to 741 code for a protein of 197 amino acids. NCBI's taxonomy places the organism in Eukaryota, Metazoa, Arthropoda, Insecta, Diptera, Drosophilidae.